AUGUCUUGCCGAACGUGCUUGGUACUGGUGGCUUUGGCCUUGACGGCCUUGACCAGUGCAGAGGACGCAACUGGUCAUUCCCCUGAGCUGACUGAGUUGCCAGAUGAGAGGGGCUUGCCAGACACUCCAGGGCCAUACAAAGAAGCGCCAAGUGACGCUGAUGCCGAAAAGCCUGCGCAUGCCAUGCCAGCUUGGAGGUCCAAGGUUCCUAAUGCCACCCAGGGUAGCCUUGGCAGCUUGGUGUCUUUGAAAGCUUGGCAGGACUAUCAGUUCUGCAACGUUCACAAGACAGGUUUCUUCUGCGAUGGCACCACUCGCAUUCGCUGCUGUAAGUUGGAGGAUGGCUACGCCAAAUGCGGUUCAACUGCAAACUCAGGCACUUGUGCAGCCGAGAAGCCUGACUUAUCCAAGCUGAAAAGCCUUGGGUUCUAUAAAACAAGACAGGCAAGCAGCUUUUGCCAGAGACAGCUUCACGUCGGCACCUAUUGCUACAAGCACCGCUACGUCUACUGCUGCAACUAUGGAGCGGGAGUUGUAGAAUGCCAACCUCAACACCACCAUUCGUCCCAGUGUGACGUCAUGUCUUGCCGAACGUGCUUGGUACUGGUGGCUUUGGCCUUGACGGCCUUGACCAGUGCAGAGGACGCAACUGGUCAUUCCCCUGAGCUGACUGAGUUGCCAGAUGAGAGGGGCUUGCCAGACACUCCAGGGCCAUACAAAGAAGCGCCAAGUGACGCUGAUGCCGAAAAGCCUGCGCAUGCCAUGCCAGCUUGGAGGUCCAAGGUUCCUAAUGCCACCCAGGGUAGCCUUGGCAGCUUGGUGUCUUUGAAAGCUUGGCAGGACUAUCAGUUCUGCAACGUUCACAAGACAGGUUUCUUCUGCGAUGGCACCACUCGCAUUCGCUGCUGCAAGUUGGAGGAUGGCUAUGCCAAAUGCGGUUCAACUGCAAACUCAGGCACUUGUGCAGCCGAGAAGCCUGACUUAUCCAAGCUGAAAAGCCUUGGGUUCUAUAAAACAAGACAGGCAAGCAGCUUUUGCCAGAGACAGCUUCACGUCGGCACCUAUUGCUACAAGCACCGCUACGUCUACUGCUGCAACUAUGGAGCGGGAGUUGUAGAAUGCCAACCUCAACACCAGAGCGGCCGCUGGUGCAUGGAUGUCCAUUCGUCCCAGUGUGACGUCAUGUCUUGCCGAACGUGCUUGGUACUGGUGGCUUUGGCCUUGACGGCCUUGACCAGUGCAGAGGACGCAACUGGUCAUUCCCCUGAGCUGACUGAGUUGCCAGAUGAGAGGGGCUUGCCAGACACUCCAGGGCCAUACAAAGAAGCGCCAAGUGACGCUGAUGCCGAAAAGCCUGCGCAUGCCAUGCCAGCUUGGAGGUCCAAGGUUCCUAAUGCCACCCAGGGUAGCCUUGGCAGCUUGGUGUCUUUGAAAGCUUGGCAGGACUAUCAGUUCUGCAACGUUCACAAGACAGGUUUCUUCUGCGAUGGCACCACUCGCAUUCGCUGCUGCAAGUUGGAGGAUGGCUAUGCCAAAUGCGGUUCAACUGCAAACUCAGGCACUUGUGCAGCCGAGAAGCCUGACUUAUCCAAGCUGAAAAGCCUUGGGUUCUAUAAAACAAGACAGGCAAGCAGCUUUUGCCAGAGACAGCUUCACGUCGGCACCUAUUGCUACAAGCACCGCUACGUCUACUGCUGCAACUAUGGAGCGGGAGUUGUAGAAUGCCAACCUCAACACCAGAGCGGCCGCUGGUGCAUGGAUGUCCAUUCGUCCCAGUGUGACGUCAUGUCUUGCCGAACGUGCUUGGUACUGGUGGCUUUGGCCUUGACGGCCUUGACCAGUGCAGAGGACGCAACUGGUCAUUCCCCUGAGCUGACUGAGUUGCCAGAUGAGAGGGGCUUGCCAGACACUCCAGGGCCAUACAAAGAAGCGCCAAGUGACGCUGAUGCCGAAAAGCCUGCGCAUGCCAUGCCAGCUUGGAGGUCCAAGGUUCCUAAUGCCACCCAGGGUAGCCUUGGCAGCUUGGUGUCUUUGAAAGCUUGGCAGGACUAUCAGUUCUGCAACGUUCACAAGACAGGUUUCUUCUGCGAUGGCACCACUCGCAUUCGCUGCUGCAAGUUGGAGGAUGGCUAUGCCAAAUGCGGUUCAACUGCAAACUCAGGCACUUGUGCAGCCGAGAAGCCUGACUUAUCCAAGCUGAAAAGCCUUGGGUUCUAUAAAACAAGACAGGCAAGCAGCUUUUGCCAGAGACAGCUUCACGUCGGCACCUAUUGCUACAAGCACCGCUACGUCUACUGCUGCAACUAUGGAGCGGGAGUUGUAGAAUGCCAACCUCAACACCAGAGUGGCCGCUGGUGCAUGGAUGUGUUUCUCUAAUUCGUUCUAGGUCUGAUCGGGUUUUGAUCAGUGGAAAUGUCAGGAAAAUCGGCGCCUUGUUUUUUUCCCCUCCUUGAGGCCCUUUUGCAACCCUGGGAUCGGUACACAGAUUUACAGAACGAUGAUUGAAUGCUCUGCCUGCUCUGCCUGCUCUGCAGGCGCAGCGGCACUGGAUGGAACUGACCACAGCUUUGCCAUUGCUGCAGUGGUACGAGCCAACGGCAGACAAUGACCUCCAGUGCCCAGGGGGCUGUAGGGCAGUUACCUUGCUGAGACCGAUUAGGACUUGGCGUGGUGGCAUUGGUUUUUUUUUCACAAGCAGCUCUAUAUAGCUACAAAAUGCUGCAACAAGAAGCUUCCAUAAUCUGACAGUGUCUCACCCGGUCUCACCUUUAUGUUCGAAAAA
Molecule: messenger RNA, 2782 nt
Organism: Cladocopium goreaui
Lineage: Eukaryota; Dinophyceae; Suessiales; Symbiodiniaceae
Source: the annotation of a GenBank genome assembly